This is a messenger RNA of Seriola aureovittata, 2035 nucleotides long. RefSeq names its product Rho guanine nucleotide exchange factor (GEF) 3, like (gene arhgef3l). Gene Ontology annotation, molecular function: guanyl-nucleotide exchange factor activity. Gene Ontology annotation, biological process: positive regulation of Rho protein signal transduction; intracellular signal transduction. The coding region runs from base 185 to 1753 and encodes 522 amino acids. The record is from RefSeq and is a predicted model, not a curated record. Lineage: Eukaryota; Metazoa; Chordata; Actinopteri; Carangiformes; Carangidae. The transcript has 13 exons.
UAAAGGAUGUGGUCUGCUCUGAGAUGAGGAAGAAGUGCACGGAACUGUUACGAGCUCCCUGCAAGCAACUCGCUCUGCGUUACUGGAACAGAUAAAAUACCUGUUAAUUUGGAUUAUCACAGUGUUUCUCGUUUUUGAGACCGUGUCAUGAUUCUGUGAAGAUGCAUUGAAGACAAAAGAAAAGAUGGAAGUGGAGGAGACUGUUGAAACAAGGACUUCCUGGUCAGCAGUGCCAGGAGAGACACACUCCAUCCUCUGCGACCAUGCUGGGAAGAAGAGAAAACAAGACCCGGCCCCUGAACCUGUGAUCAGAAUCACAGAGGAUGAAGAGGAAGACGAGGAGGGUGAAAUGAUGUCCGACCACAUGAAGGAGUCAGAGGAGCCCAGUAAUAAAAGGGUCAAACCUGUGGCAAAGUCCAACAGCCUGACAGGUGUCAUAACCCCAGUGAAGACGCCUGCUCUGAAACGCAUCGGACAGUCCAUUUCGCGCUCCAUCAGUUUUCGCACAGAGGCUCGACCUUUGCCCCCGGCUCCCCUGCGCUCUCGCCCGAAAGCCUCGUCGUUUCCACGCCGGCGCAACAGCCAAUGUUGGAGUGACACUGUGGAGAGUCAUGACCUCACUGCAAAGGAGAUCAAGCGUCAAGAGGUGAUCUAUGAGCUGACUCAGGGAGAGAGACAACUUAUUGAGGACCUCAGUCUGGUUAAGAAGGUGUACUAUGAGCCCAUGCUGAAGCUGGACAUCAUGACGGAGAGUGAGCUUGGACAGAUCUUUGGUACUCUGGACUCCCUGAUUCCUCUCCAUGAAGAUCUGCUGAGUCGUCUGGAGCGGCUGAGGGGAUCAGAGAAGACGGUCGGAGAGGUGGGGCCUACUCUGAUGAACUGGUUCCCUUGCCUGGAGGCCUAUGUUACAUACUGCUGUAACCAAGUGGGGGCCAAAGCCCUGCUGGACCAGAAAAAGCAUGAGAAGAGAGUGGAGCACUUCCUGCGCCUGUGUCAGGAGUCUUCGUUCAGCAGGAAACUGGACCUGUGGAACUUCCUGGAUCUCCCUCGAAGCCGUUUGGUCAAAUACCCGCUGUUGCUGAAAGAGAUACAGAAGUGCACGCCUCCAGAGCACCCUGAUGAGGACACAUUGCCUGAUGCUCUGGAGCUGAUCCAGAGCAUCGUGGCGGAGGUGAACAAGAAGACAGGGGAGGCUGAGUGUCAGUUCUACAGGCGGGGUCUCGGCUACCUCGAAGAGAGCCAGAGACUGCCCGAGAUCCAACAGUCCCGCUUCCUCUACUGCCACGGAGAGCUCAAGAACAACAAGGGCCAGCGGCUGCAUGUAUUCCUGUUCGAGCUGGCUUUGGUGCUGACAAGGCCGGGGGAGGACAGAGAGGGAGGUCAGGUGUUCAAUGUGUACAGACAGCCUCUGCCCAAUGCCUUGAUAAAUCUGGAGGAGAUCCCAGAUGGGGAGGCUGGUGGAGGGGGCACCUUCAGAGGAGCCUUCACUGGGGGAAAUGAUAAAGUGAAGAACUGUUUCCGCGUGAGCAGCAGAGGGCGCUCCAAGGCUCACCCUUACUGCCUGCAGGCCAACGACUCCUUCAGCAAGCAGCAGUGGAUCACCUGCCUGCGCCAAGCCAUCGUCCAGUCGCGGGACAGGACAUCUCAGACCAGACAGUCGCAGUUCUCCCUCCACCCUGAUCCGGCCCUGUAUCACAUAGCUGAGCUCAGCCUCAGCUCGGACACAGACAUGGCCGACCAUACCAGCCGCUGACUGGCAAACUGAUCAUCAGGAGGCCUGUGGAGUCACCACAGAUGUGUACAUUGACAUUUGAGAAUAUAAAUGGGACUGCUUGUGAAAGAUGAUUGUGCUUAGACACACAUAUAAAAUUUCCUACAUGGAUAAUUUUCUUUUCUCGCUCUUGCUGAUGGAUUGUGCGAUUGUGGUGAUGCAUACUGUACAGCUUGGAGCAGCGAUACUGAAUGUGAAUUUACUAUGAAAAAUGUUUUUGCUGUUGUUUUUUUUUUUUUUUUAAUAAACUGACACUUGAAAGUU